Messenger RNA from Thyridium curvatum, 1065 nucleotides. RefSeq lists its product as uncharacterized. The transcript is spliced from 5 exons. Gene Ontology annotation, cellular component: membrane. Lineage: Eukaryota; Fungi; Ascomycota; Sordariomycetes; Thyridiales; Thyridiaceae. The record is from RefSeq and is a predicted model, not a curated record. The coding region runs from base 1 to 1065 and encodes 354 amino acids.
AUGGAGAACUACGGCACAGUGAAAGCGCCGCAGAACGACGCUGUCGGCCAAAGCCCGGCAACCGUGCCGGCCCCAUCCGGCACCGGCCUACCUCCAUGCGAAAGCACUCCGUUAUCAGGCCGCAGCAGCCCGGAGCCAGUCCGUACUCCAUAUCAGAGACUGAAAGACUUCUACGAGAGGAACAUCGGUCUGCUCUUUGUUCUCAUGGGCCAGUUCUUUGCCUCGAUCUCUUCCCCCUUCCUUUUUUGUCUGGACGUGGACUCUGACAUGUGUCCAGACUCGCUUUCGUUCCUGAACAUCUCUGACGCCACCGUCAUCACCUUUCUGGUCCCGACUCUCACCGCUAUUAUCUGCUUCUUGGCUCUACGGGAACCUUACACGGUACAAGAAGGCAUGGCGGGAAUUGUUGCGUUCGUCGGCGUGAUCUUCGUGGCUCGACCGACCUUCCUCUUUCCUCCUCGGCUAGAGGGCUCGGGAACCAGCGACAGCGCAUUGGCGUUGGCCGUGCCGGAUCACUCUGGAGGCAUAGUCUCUCCAGAACCUAGUAUUUCCCCGGCCGAAAGAACCCUAGCCGUGCUCUGCGCAAUGCUGGGAAGCCUUGGAGCAGCGACGGCGUAUGCCACCAUCAGGGUCAUCGGCAAGCGUGCGCAUGCUCUUGUCAGCGUCAACUACUUCGCGGUCCUCGCAACUGUCGGUUCGGUCCUGAUCAUCCUCGUCCACCCGCAGCUCCGAUUCCAGAUACCGCACGGUGCCGCGCAAUGGUCUCUGAUCAUCACUAUUGGGAUAGCGGGUUUCCUCCUGCAACUCUUCUUGACGAUAGGGCUGCAGAGGGAGAAGGGAGGAAGAGCUACAAACAUGAUGUACUCUCAAAUGCUUUUUGCGCUCAUCAUUGAGAGAGUGGUCUGGGGGACUACCCCUCGCGCCGAGAGCCUUUUCGGAGGCGCUCUGAUCAUCGCAGCAGCGAUCUGGGUCAGUAUACAGAAGAACAGGCCGUCAGCAUCGCAGCCGCUUCCUCAGGUCGACGAGGAGAGCAGUCUCGUGGCUGCACAGGACCAAAGAGAUUGA